Molecule: messenger RNA, 1593 nt
Organism: Fimicolochytrium jonesii
Lineage: Eukaryota; Fungi; Chytridiomycota; Chytridiomycetes; Spizellomycetales; Powellomycetaceae
Exons: 7
Coding region: 1-1593 (530 amino acids)
Source: RefSeq, a predicted model, not a curated record
AUGUCUACAUCCCAGAAACCGCGACGGAAGCCCGUCAAUUAUGAGAAGCUCAGUGUCUCUACGGCCCCGUCGCCAGUUCCUUUGACGGAAGCCAACUCUUCGGCUGCUCUAGGAUCCGGGUAUCUGGCAUCUGCUGAAGAUGUGAGCGCAAAGAGGGCCGUCAGCCCGUUGAUGCAAACAGCUGGCCCACGCGCUCCGACAAGUAUGAAUCCCGGCAGAUCUGAUCUUCUUUGGGUGCCGUCGGCUGUUCCCUCGUCCAACGCUCCUGUCCCGCGACCGAGCCGGAAAGACUCGCUGUCAUCCACGCACUCCGCUCUGAGCCCAGCGCCGAAAGUCCUGCCGGCUCCUGUGACACGCAAGAGCGUUCCCGCCAAGUCUACUCAGCAGAAUGUAACGCCCCUGGGUCCUAGGCCGCAGCCUCCGAACCGGACUGAUGUGCCGAAGACCGCGAUGCCACCCGUGCCUAUCAGCAUGAAGCCUUCGGCAUCAACUUUGGACGUGAAUCCGCCAAGGGGACGAUCUACCACCGUGCAGGAUGUAACCAACGUGAAAGAGACCAACGAUGAAGGACUCGGCACUCAUAAGCGUCGAGCUCAGUUCGACAGCCGAAGGAAGAACGAAACCGCGUUGGCAGCAGAGUUCAAGGAAUUGACCGAGACCGUCGCUGCACGUCAUAGCGAAACACAAGAUAUGCAUGCCGCCGUCGAGCUCCUCAUGCGCCGAAUCCGAGCUUUGGAGAAGCAGAUUGAGACUUUAGGGGCUGAGCCAGUCACCAGAACAGACGAGUCUCUGAGUCAAGACAAACUCGACGAGAUUACUAGUGGUGUCUGGAAGAAAUUCGAAACCAUGAGCGGCAAAGCAAGUUCCACUACCUCGCAAACAACGGCGCUCAUGGAAGAGAUUCAGGCGAAAACCAACCAGAUUCGGCGGCAUCUGAAACUACCCAUCCCCGACGACCCCACCCUUGGUGCGGAAGACAAACUCCAGCCGACAAUUGGAGCAGGAGGGAAGGUAUCGGAGACCGCGCCUGCAGCGGAGCCAAAUUAUGUCCAGUGUUGCUUGUCUGUAGACGGGUCGAAGACCGUAAUAUCAGCUCCAGCAACGGUCAAGAACGAUCCGAAGGAAUCAACGAAGGUUGGGCACCCCCAUGACCGAAUGCCGGAGGAAUCUGGUGCCUCCGUCAAGCAAGCCGGUCUUCCACCUUUGGCACCUUCAAGGGCCGCAUCCGCCAUGCCUCAGGUCGAAGCUGCACCGAAGGAGGAUUUAGCAGCGCCCAAAGUCGGGACAACAUCAGCGCCGCCGCCUUCGCCUUCUAGACGAGAAUCGAGCAAGUCGGUCGAAGCAAAGGACCCGGUGGAACCCGCAACGCCAACAACGAAAACCAUCCCGGAGCCCAAACAUGCUGACAUUUCCAAACCGAAAGAAUCUAGCGAGACUGCGAACAUCGCGAAGCCCGUCAGUAUCAGCGUCGUCACUCCCACGAGCAACACUUCUGCGAGAGCAGAUGAGCCGAGCGAAGGCGUUAGCAAGACGCUAGCGGCUGAUGGAUUUGCCGAUGAUUUGCUUGCCAUUAUGAAUGAUUUUGGUUUUUGA